AUGUCUCAACCACCCAAACCGGCCCCGCCGAAACAACAAAAACCGCAAUCCAAAACCCACUCCCUCACCUUCGAGAAAAAGAACCAAGACAUGAUCAAACUCCCCAAAUACGCGCGCGUCCAAAAACGCCCCAUCCCCCACGCCCCGAUCGCAUCCCCCUACGCCGGCUCCAACGUCCCAAAGACCGUCUACGUAUCCACGAAAUCCCCCUUCAUGAGCGCGGUGAAGCGCGUCCAGAAGCUCCUCCGCCAGGCGGAGAAACGCGCCACGGCGUCCGUGGAGCUGUCGAACAGCAAGGUGCGCGAUCGGCAGCGUCUCGCGCAGGUAGCGCGGGCCGGAGAACAGGUCUGUCAGGAGGAGGUGUUUGUGAAAGCGACGGGGCGGGCGAUGGAGAAGGCGUUGAGCGUGGGGCGGUGGUUUGAGGAAAGGGGGGAGGAGUAUACGGUGCGGGUGAAGACGGGGAGUGUGCUGGUUGUGGAUGAUGUUGUUGAGGAUGAGGAGGCGAGGAGGAGGGCGGUUGUUGAUGAUGAAGGGGAGGAGGGCUUGAACAAGGUGCAGGGGGGUAAGGAGGGGACGAAGAAUACUGGGAAUGAGGAUAUGGAAGGGGAUGCUGCGAAACCGCGGUCGAAGACAGCGGCGAAGAAACGGAAGCGCACGGCCAAUGCGGCGGCGAAGAUCGGGGAGGACGAGGAGUUGCCGGAGACGAGGACUCGAUGGGUCAAUAUGGUUGAGGUCGCGGUGGCUUUGAAAUGA
This is a messenger RNA of Aspergillus melleus, 753 nucleotides long. Its product is annotated as ribonuclease P subunit p20 family protein. The transcript has 2 exons. The coding region runs from base 1 to 753 and encodes 250 amino acids. Gene Ontology annotation, biological process: rRNA processing; nuclear-transcribed mRNA catabolic process, RNase MRP-dependent; tRNA 5'-leader removal. Gene Ontology annotation, cellular component: nucleolar ribonuclease P complex; ribonuclease MRP complex. NCBI's taxonomy places the organism in Eukaryota, Fungi, Ascomycota, Eurotiomycetes, Eurotiales, Aspergillaceae. The record is from RefSeq and is a predicted model, not a curated record. Gene Ontology annotation, molecular function: RNA binding.